This is a messenger RNA of Cladophialophora carrionii CBS 160.54, 372 nucleotides long. RefSeq lists its product as uncharacterized. The transcript has a single exon. Gene Ontology annotation, molecular function: carbon-sulfur lyase activity. The record is from RefSeq and is a predicted model, not a curated record. The coding region runs from base 1 to 372 and encodes 123 amino acids. Lineage: Eukaryota; Fungi; Ascomycota; Eurotiomycetes; Chaetothyriales; Herpotrichiellaceae.
AUGAUUGAGACGGAGAGGUUGAGAUUGCUCAAGGGCGAGCCGGAAUGGACUACAGUGCCGAGUGCAAGUGGUGCCGGUCAACGUAUCGCCCGGUGCGCUACAUGCAAGACCGCUGUUUGGAGUGUUUACAACGCGGGCGAAAUCAAAGCGCGUGUGAAGGACUCUAUCCGCAUCGUCGAUGUCGGGACAUUGGACAACCCAGACGCUUGGCCGCCUGAUGCCCACGUUUGGAUUUCCGACAAACAGCCAUGGAUUAUCCUUUCAGACAAGACUCCCGCCUUCCAAGACAGCAACUAUGUCCGUGAGGAGGUGUGGUCAAAGGAGAGCCUGGAGCGGAGACGAAAGGCAGGGGCAUUCUCUGACGACGAAUAA